AUGCGAGAUCUAUCUCAUCAGCUGAUAGCCGAAAAUGAACGACGAAAAGUUCCUAUGAAUAUUUCACUUCAAAAUCGAAUUAUCAUUAAUAUAAGUGGUGUUCGUUUUGAGACAUUCAAAUCUACUCUUGAAGUCUAUCCAGAUACGUUGUUAGGCAAUGCAAAACGACGUAAAUAUUAUUAUGAUAAUAUUCUUGAUGAAUAUUUCUUUGAUCGUCAUCGAGGAUGUUUUGAAGCUAUUCUUUAUUAUUAUCAAUCAAAGGGUCGAUUACGUCGACCGAAUUCGGUACCACUUGAUACAUUUCUUGAAGAAAUAGCAUAUUUUGAUUUGGGUCAAGAUGCUCUUGCUCAAGUACGUNUGUACUAA
Messenger RNA from Rotaria sp. Silwood2, 366 nucleotides. Lineage: Eukaryota; Metazoa; Rotifera; Eurotatoria; Philodinida; Philodinidae. The record is from the annotation of a GenBank genome assembly.